This is a messenger RNA of Drechmeria coniospora, 1590 nucleotides long. RefSeq lists its product as uncharacterized. Bases 1 to 1590 code for a protein of 529 amino acids. Gene Ontology annotation, biological process: positive regulation of transcription by RNA polymerase I; rRNA processing. Gene Ontology annotation, molecular function: protein binding. Lineage: Eukaryota; Fungi; Ascomycota; Sordariomycetes; Hypocreales; Ophiocordycipitaceae. The record is from RefSeq and is a predicted model, not a curated record. The transcript has a single exon. Gene Ontology annotation, cellular component: nucleolus.
AUGGCAGCCCCCGUGGGAUCUCUCCCGCAGCUCAGGCUGCCGUCGGGCCCGACGCCCAUCACGGCGGAGCAGCGGUACUGGCGAACCUUCAAGAAUCAGCUUCUCAUCCCGUCGCCGACGAGCUAUCCGGUGACGCACAUCUCCUGCACGAGCGACUCCUUCGCCGUCACCACGGGCACGCGGGUGCAAAUCUACUCGAAUCGCACGCGUAAGCUGCUCAAGACCAUCACCCGCUUCGGUGACGUGGCCCGCAGCGGCGAGAUCCGCCACGAUGGCAAGGUGCUCGUCGCCGGCGACGACUCGGGCAAGAUGCAAGUCUUCGACGUGAACUCGAGGGCCAUCCUCAAGACGUGGACGGAACACAAGCAGCCCGUAUGGACGACGAGGUGGUCCCCGACCGACCUGACGACCCUGCUGAGCGCGAGUGACGAUUGUACCGUGCGUCUCUGGGACCUGCCGAGCAACGAGCCGACCACGACAUUCGUGGGUCACAACGACUACGUCCGCUCGGCCCAAUUCCUGCCUGGCACCAUGUCCAACAUGAUCAUCUCAGGAAGUUACGAUUCGACCGUCAAGCUCUGGGAUCCUCGCGUCGGCAAGAACUCGGCCGUCAUGACCUUCAAGCACGCAGCACCGGUCGAGGCCGUUCUCCCCAUGCCGUCCGGCACGACCGUCCUGGCGGCGGCCGACAGCUCCGUGAGCGUGCUCGACCUCGUCGCGGCGCGGCCGCUGCACGUCAUUUCGAACCACCAGAAGACGGUGACGUCCCUCAGCCUCGCCGGCGGUGGUCAACGUCUCGUCACCGGCGGGCUCGAGGGCCACGUCAAGAUGUUCGAGACGACGGGCUGGAACGUGGUCAACAGCGCCAAGUACCAGUCGCCCAUUCUCUCCGUCCUCGUCAUCCCAUCCUCGUCGGCCGACUCGUCGCCGUCGAGCGACCGCCACCUCGCCGUCGGCAUGCAGUCCGGCGUCCUGAGCGUGCGCACCCGCCUCAGCGGAAACGAAAUGGCAAAGGAAAAGGAGCGGGAGCGGGAGAUGGCGUCGCUCAUCAGCGGCAACAUCGCCUCCUUCGACGCCAAGCAGUCGAAGAGGAAGCGCAGGAUCGAGGCCGGGAGCCGGCUGGACCUCGUCGGUGAGGGCGCCGACGUCGUCAUCGCCAACGACAGACCGACGAAGACGAAGGAGCGAGGCUGGCAGAAGGAUCUCCGACACGCCCGCUACGGCCGCGCCCUCGACCAGGUGCUCGACAAGACCUCCCCCCACCACAGGCCCCUCGACGCGCUGCAGCUGCUCCUCGCCCUGCGCCACCGGAGCGCCAUGCGCGACGCCCUCGAGGGCCGCAACGAGGAGAGCGUGCAGCCGGUCAUCAAGUGGACCUGCGGUCACAUCUGCGACCCGCGCUACGUGAGCGUCUGCGUUGAGCUCGGCCUGCACCUUCUCGACCUCUACGCCGAGUACGCCGGCGGCUCGGCCGAGCUGCACGACGGCUUCCGGACCCUGCAUAGGAGGGUCAAGGUCGAGGUCGAGAGGGCCCAGGUGGCCUGUCAGACGGGCGGCAUGCUCGAAAGUCUGGUGCUAGGGGCCAUGUGA